Molecule: messenger RNA, 2351 nt
Organism: Scophthalmus maximus (turbot)
Lineage: Eukaryota; Metazoa; Chordata; Actinopteri; Pleuronectiformes; Scophthalmidae
Gene: chrm5a
Product: cholinergic receptor, muscarinic 5a
Exons: 2
Coding region: 665-2266 (533 amino acids)
Biological process (GO): chemical synaptic transmission; G protein-coupled receptor signaling pathway, coupled to cyclic nucleotide second messenger; adenylate cyclase-inhibiting G protein-coupled acetylcholine receptor signaling pathway
Cellular component (GO): synapse; dendrite; plasma membrane
Molecular function (GO): G protein-coupled acetylcholine receptor activity; G protein-coupled serotonin receptor activity
Source: RefSeq, a predicted model, not a curated record
UCUCCUCCCAGCUCGCGAGCCUCGGCUACAUCUGUGUCUGUCAGCCAGAGUAGAUGCAACGGCGGCAGCGGCGGCAGCAGUGUGGCAGCAGCAGGGACUUGUCUCAGGCGUCGGGCAGCCUCUCUGUGACAUUCUGCCUCUACUCGACUGAGAGGCGGCACAGUUUUGAUUCAGCUUAGCUCAGGCGGGAAGAAAAAAGUUCCCCCCACUCCUCUUUCCUUGGCUCCUGAGCAGAUUCUACUAAUUUAUGAAUGACAGAGGAAGGAUGCUCUGCUAUUUGAGGACACCACCUUUCUCAUCUGGACACCCAGUGGCUCUCUCGGAUGCCUGAUGGGAGCAUGAUGCUGUUCUCUGCGACUCUUGGGCAGGGAUGGCCGAGGGCGUCCGGCGUCCGACCUCCUCCACCGCCUCUGUGCUCACACUUUUCCCCCGAAUCCCCCUGGCAUGCGAGGUCAAGUCAGCAGGCUCUGUCAACCUCCUCAUUCCCGUCUCCAGCUGUGCUGUGAUCCUGUUCCUCGGUGCCACACUUGACCCGAAAGCUUCCCAGGCAAAACAAAGGGAUUAACCAUGAACUUUGCUCCGACCAGGGGCCACUGCUCUGAUGAAAGUCAACUAAGAUCUUCAUGAAGAUGAGAAAUCAAAACACACCACACGUCGUGGUUGGAUGCCAAUAAAGCACAAGACCAUGGAAGGGGAAAAUAUACUGAACUCAACUGUGAAUAGCAGCUCAAUGGCUAUCCUCCUAGUGACACACAGUCUCUGGGAGGUGAUCACCAUUGCGACUGUGUCAGCCAUAGUCAGCCUCAUCACCAUUGUGGGGAAUGUUCUCGUGAUGCUCUCCUUUAAAGUCAACAGCCAGCUGAAGACUGUGAACAAUUACUACCUGCUGAGUCUGGCAGUUGCGGACCUCAUUAUUGGUGUUUUCUCCAUGAAUCUGUAUACCUCUUAUAUACUGAUGGGCUACUGGGCCUUAGGAAACCUCGCCUGUGACCUGUGGUUGGCAUUAGACUAUGUCGCCAGUAAUGCAUCCGUCAUGAACUUGUUGGUGAUCAGUUUUGACAGAUAUUUCUCCAUCACCAGGCCUCUGACAUACCGGGCCAAACGCACUCCCAAACGAGCUGGGAUUAUGAUAGGUUUAGCCUGGCUGGUAUCGCUUAUUCUGUGGGCUCCACCCAUUCUCUGCUGGCAGUACUUUGUUGGGAAAAGGACAGUUCCUGAGAGGCAAUGCCAGAUCCAGUUCUUCUCUGAGCCUGUUAUAACCUUUGGGACAGCGAUUGCAGCCUUUUACAUCCCCGUGUCAGUCAUGACAAUCCUCUACUGUCGAAUCUACAAGGAGACAGAGAAGAGGACCAAAGAUCUGGCUGAGCUUCAGGGGAUUAACUAUGCCACAGACACUGGGGUCACUCAGCCCCCGAAGACCAUUAUCAGAUCCUGUUUUAGCUAUAAGCUACGAUCGGCCUCGCAUGACAGGAACCAGGCCUCCUGGUCCUCUUCCAGCAGGAGCAACGCGGCCAAAUCAGCAGCCACCACCAAUGACGAGUGGUCCAAAGCAGGUCAGCUGACUACCUUCAACAGUUAUGCCUCCUCAGAGGACGAGGACAGGCCAGUGUCUCCAGGAGGCUUCCAGCCCUCCUUCAGGAACCAGGCUUGCGAGACGAGCAAGAGUGGAGUGGGAAGUGAGAGCGAGCAGCUCAGCAGCUAUGACGAGGACAGCUUCUUCCAGACGCCACCAAAGAGCAACUCUCAGAAGAGCGGCAAGUGUGUUUCCUACAAGUUCAAACCCAUGGCCAAAGACACUCCCGUAGAGCACCAGAGCAAGAAUGGAGACACCAAAAUGGCGUCGUCAACGUUUUCCUCGGCGGAGUCCAUGAGCAUUCCAUCCACGUCCUCAACUUCUAAACCCAUCGACGCCACGCUGAAGAACCAGAUCACCAAGAGGAAGAGGAUGGUGCUGAUCAAGGAGAGGAAGGCAGCUCAGACUCUCAGCGCUAUCUUGCUGGCCUUCAUCCUCACAUGGACGCCGUAUAACAUCAUGGUGCUGAUUUCCACCUUCUGCUCUGACUGUAUCCCCCUCUCCCUCUGGCAUCUUGGCUACUGGCUGUGCUACGUCAACAGCACUGUCAAUCCCAUGUGCUACGCCCUCUGUAACAAGACGUUUCAGAAGACCUUCCGCAUGCUUCUACUCUGCCAGUGGAAGAAGAAAAGGAUUGAGGAGAAACUUUACUGGUACGGACAGAACCCUGUGGUCAGCUCCAAACUGACAUGAAUUAUUCUUUUUCUAAGUGGUGUAUGACAAUGGCUGUAAAUCAAAUGUUUGUACUGAUAAUCUUGGCUACAGUAUAUGAACUUGA